AUGCUUGUGUCUCCGACGAUCAAAUUACAGCCUACGGGCGCUGAGAUGCCCCAGGUCGGGUUUGGUACUUGGAAACACUAUGGUCAGAAGGCUUCCGACGCCGUCUACGAGGGUCUGAAAGUGGGCUACCGGCUGUUCGAUUGUGCCUGCGAUUAUGACAACGAAAAGGGGUGCGGCGCUGGACUGAAGCGCGCCAUCGAUGAGGGCAUCGUGAAGCGCGAAGAGGUCUGGGUCGUCUCUAAGCUGUGGAACACAUACCACCGCAAGGAGCACGUCCGCGAGGCCGUCAUGCGGUCCCUCAAGGACUGGGGCGUCUCCUACUUCGAUAUCUACUACAUGCAUUUCCCGAUAUCUCUUGCGUUCGUUCCGUUCGAGACCCGCUACCCACCAGGCUGGUACUACGACGGCAAGGCAGAGGUCAGGCUUGAUCCCGUGCCAAUCCGUGAGACCUGGGAGGCACUCGAAGAGCUUAUGGAUGAAGGCUACAUCAAGCACCUCGGCGUGUCCAACAUGAAUAGUGGACUGCUCAUGGAUCUGCUUAGUUAUGCGCGCAUCAAGCCCAGUGUCCUCCAAGUCGAGAUCCACCCGUACAACGCGCAAUUCCGGCUAGUCGAGUACGCGCAUUCGUUGGGAAUCGCCGUGACGGGUUAUUCCUCGUUCGGUCCACUUGGCUUCCGCGAGCUUAACAUGAAGAAGGCGCUCGACACGCAACCUCUGUUCACGCACCCGCUGAUCACCGCGCUCGCCGCUUCGCACGCGUGCACGCCCGCGCAGAUCGUGCUCCGCUGGGCUACGCAGCGCGGCAUCGCGGUGAUUCCCAAGUCCGGUACCGUCCGUAUGAUGCAGGAUAACAUGCGCAACGUCGAAGUACACCUCAGCGAGGAGGAGAUGCAGGAGGUCGGCGAGCUUGAUAGAGGUUUGCGGUUCAACGAGCCAGCUGAUGACUUCGCUGGUUGUUAUAUUUUCUGCUAG
Messenger RNA from Sparassis crispa, 972 nucleotides. Its product is annotated as Probable NAD(P)H-dependent D-xylose reductase. NCBI's taxonomy places the organism in Eukaryota, Fungi, Basidiomycota, Agaricomycetes, Polyporales, Sparassidaceae. The transcript is spliced from 5 exons. Gene Ontology annotation, molecular function: aldose reductase (NADPH) activity. The record is from RefSeq and is a predicted model, not a curated record. The coding region runs from base 1 to 972 and encodes 323 amino acids. Gene Ontology annotation, cellular component: cytosol.